Molecule: messenger RNA, 488 nt
Organism: Dothidotthia symphoricarpi CBS 119687
Lineage: Eukaryota; Fungi; Ascomycota; Dothideomycetes; Pleosporales; Dothidotthiaceae
Exons: 1
Coding region: 116-388 (90 amino acids)
Source: RefSeq, a predicted model, not a curated record
UUUCAUACUCGAUGUAUCGGUUGCAAAGUCGGAUUCGCGUGCAAGAUUGUAGAGAUGCCGCAAUUGGAUCUCGCCCCGGCAGGAACCGACGUUCUGUUGCCCAGACACCCUUCCCAUGAGUCUUCUAAUAGCUCUCAACCCCUUGUCGAGCUCGUCUCACGGGCAUGAACGUGGCGGCGGACGGGGCGUCACCAAACUCCAGCCCUUUCAACAGGGCCACUGGAAUAUCAAAAUCGACGAGACCUGCAAGAGGGGACCCGCAAGAUACUACAGCCUGCUAAAAAGGGUUUUGGCCAUGUUAAGUCGGCUUGAGAGCGUGAACAGGUUUGGACUGAGCCGAGACAGGAACGCCGGGCUCCACGACCUGGAACUGACUACAGCAUUCUGAAGGUUCCGGUGAAGAUGAUAGAGGCUUGCAGAGGGUGAAGACGCCGCAAAUAAGAUGAAAACGUUGUCGGGGUAAUGCGUCGUGUCGUGGGGGUCGGGAC